Molecule: messenger RNA, 2567 nt
Organism: Cryptomeria japonica (Japanese cedar)
Lineage: Eukaryota; Viridiplantae; Streptophyta; Pinopsida; Cupressales; Cupressaceae
Exons: 14
Coding region: 460-2118 (552 amino acids)
Cellular component (GO): mitochondrion; cytoplasm
Molecular function (GO): ATP binding; ATP hydrolysis activity
Source: RefSeq, a predicted model, not a curated record
AUCAAAACCAUAGAAGCAAUGAUUGGGAAAAAAUUGUGAUCACUCGCGAUUAAUGGGCAAUUGUGGAGGUUUUCGAUUUUUUCCCCAAAAAAUCAGCAAACUCGCGUUGAUCAAUUUUCAAUGAUUUUUUGUCCAGUUAAAACAUGAAAAAAUCAGAGGUGUAACUGGCAAAAAAUCGUGUCCACGAAAAACCCUAAAAAUGCAUAAAAAAGGCGUGAAAAGUUUUGCGAAAAAUGUUAUAAAUAAGAUGCUGAUGUUGCUUCUUCAUCAACGAACGCCUUAUAUUGCUUGUUUAAGCAAAAACAUCCUUCGAGAUAGCAGGGAUUCCGACGUUUGCUGUUGAUUGUGACGGGGAGAUGAGGGAUUUCGUUGGUUGAGACCCAAAGCUGCGACUCGGAAGUUGUGACCUGAAGCUGCAACCUACAAUUCCGUGGAGACCCAUCCGUUGUAGAGCAUCCGAUGAAGCCAGCAGGUCCACUUGAGAUUUACAAGUCUAAGGUGAGGGAAGGGACACUGAAGUAUGAUCCUCAGCAGGAAAUGGUAGCUGCAGGAUUACAAGAUCUUCUUGGGCAGUUGCACCAAUAUGAGAAAGAUAUGGAGAAUUAUUGUGCAAGGCUAAGGGAGUGGAAAACAAGGAGAGAACAAUUAAGACGAGAGCUUCUAAUUGAGGAGGCAGAAAGACAGCAGAAGGGUGGUCUAUGGAAAAUUGUUGCGAACAUGAGUGAUAGCCAGAUUGUAAAUUUUUUUUCACGGAAGAAGAAAGAAAGGGCUGAGCCAGGUACAGGAAGAAUGGUAUCUUACCUGAAGCGGGAGAAAAGGUUGGAUUCUCUUGUUGGUUCUUGUCCAGUUGUGCCGCCUGCUCCUAAAGGACUGUACUUGUAUGGAAAUGUUGGUUGUGGAAAGACUAUGCUAAUGGACAUGUUUUAUAAUGCUACCAAGGGAGUUGUAAGACAUCGAUAUAGGCUGCAUUUUCACGCGGCAAUGCUUGAUGUUCAUGCUCGUAUGCACAAGAUUUGGCAAAGUCAAAAAUAUGAACAAAAUCUACAGGCAAGAUUUUCUGGUUGGAUUGCAAACCUUCCAUUUGAAGGGACCGUGAAAGAAUGGCUAUCUGUACAGGAUAAAUAUGAACAAGAGCUACAUCUGGACAAUAUUCUUUCUACUGCAGCAGACAGUCUUCUGAACAUUGGAGAAGACAGUAAUAUGGAAGGGGCAUCUGUCCUCUGUUUUGAUGAGAUUCAGGCAGUGGAUGUAUUUACAGUUGUAGCCCUUUCAGGAAUUAUAAGUAGACUACUGAAUAGGGGAAUCAUCUUAGUUGCAACGAGCAAUCGAGCUCCAGAAGAUCUAAAUCAGGAUGGUAUGCAGAAGGAAAUAUUUGUGAAGUUCAUUAGAGAACUAAAGAGACAUUGUCAGAAUGUAUUGGUUGGAUUUGAAACUGAUUACAGGCGUAUAUUAGCAGAUACAAAUUUUAUUAAGGGACAAUUCUUUUGGCCACUGAAUUCACAAUCGCAUUUCAAAUUUGAAAAAUGUUGGCAAGACCUAACAAGCCAAGUUGGUGGUCCAAUUAUUUCCACCACUAUCUCUGUGAUGUUUGGAAGGCUAUUUGAGAUUCCAGAGAGUUGCAAUGGUUUGGCACGCUUCACAUUUGACCAACUAUGUGCUUGUCCGGUGGGAGCAGCAGAUUACAUUGCAAUUGCUCAAAAUUUCCAUACUGUAUUUAUUGCAAAUAUUCCAACAAUGAGCAUGAAAAUCAGUGACAAGGCAAGAAGGUUUAUUACACUUGUCGAUGAACUCUACAAUCAUCAUUGCCGACUUAUUUGCACUGCAACCUCAUCCAUUGAUGAUCUAUUUCUAGGAACUGAUGAAGGAAUGUUGUUUGACUUGGAGAGUUUUCAAUUUGAAACUGAGAUGGAGGGAACAAAACUGCGGCGUGAUGUAUUAUCAUCUGGUGAUGUGGCACCUAUUGCAUCAACUAAUGAAGAACGCACAAGCAUUCAUUCUCUUCUUUCUGGACGUGAGGAGAUGUUUGCCUUCCGGAGAGCAGUAUCAAGGCUGAUAGAAAUGCAAACACCAGCAUAUCUUGAAGGAGUGAGGCUUCACCCUCAGUUUCAAGGAAUUUAGUAAGUCUUAACAUGUGGGUCAUUGCUUAGUUUCUUGCCAAGAAAAUUAUCCCUCUAGUACAGCUACUUAUAUAGUCCGCAUUUUAUGGUAUGAAAGUUGUGUCCUUUCUUCCGAGAAUUCUAAUGUGUCCUUCUGGCCAGAUUUAGUCAUUUACUAAUUCCUUGAAUUUAUUCUCUUGCAUUGCUAGAAUUUUUUCUCAGAAGUAACUAGAAAGCUUGAAGCAAAAGUAUGUCUGAAGUCAUAUUUUAGUUCUAAAAUAUGUCUGAAGUCAUGUUUUAAUUCUAUCUUAUUGCAGUAAUAAUCAAUUAUCCUUGUUUCGAGGUAUUAUAAUUUAAACCUCAAACAUCUCUGAUGCAUGUAUUAAUAUUUGUGCUGCCUUCCCAUUUGUGGCAGCAAAAAUUGAGAACAUACUAAUGCAUUUAUUGAAAGUAAUAAGGCGUUAUUUCAUC